UUCACAGGUUUCACUGGAUGAUUCUGUGGGACUUGAAAAUAUGAUAAGACUGUAGAGAGUGUAAAUUCUUCUCUGUCAUCUGUCACCUGGCAUUUGUAAAAAAUAGUAUUUUAUUUCAACAUUUGACCUAUCUCUAUUUUUUUGAAAGUUGAGAAAUGAUGUUUGAAGGGAGUAGACUGUUAGAAGUUCUGUUAAAAGUAUCUGAGAAAGCUGCAAAUAUAGCAAGGGUUUGUCGACAGAACAAUCACUUGUUCAAGCUCCUUGUACAAGAAAAGUCACAGGAUGAAAAAAACCCAAGGUUUGUACAGGACUUCAAAACCCUCGCCGAUGUUUUGAUCCAGGAAACUAUCAAGCACGACAUAGGAAUUGAGUUUCCAGACUUAGCUGAACAUAUCAAAGGAGAGGAAAAUAAUACCUUCAGCAAUACUUUGGGCGAGUCUGUCACCGUUAAGAUUUGCUCUACCUUUGAGGAUACAGCAAAAUUACUUGAAAGAGUCUUAAACAAUGAUUCAGAAGCAGCUACCCUUCUGGCAAUCGAAGUACACCGAGAUAUUGGAAUGGAAGAUGUUCCAGGUAGCAAAAAUCUACAUAAUAAUCUCCAACUUGCGGUUGACCAGCUUGGAAUAUGGAUAGACCCAAUUGAUUCAACUGCAGAGUAUAUUCAUGGGGUAGAAAAAAUAGAUGAGGUGACGGGUGUGCACUUGGGUGGUUUGCGUUGCGUUACUGUACUAAUUGGGGCAUUCCACAGAAGCACUGGGUGUCCAGUAAUGGGUGUUAUAAAUCAACCAUUUUAUGAAAACUCAAAUUCUGGGUGGAAGGGGAUUUCAUACUGGGGCUUCAACUCUAAUGGUGUUAAGGCAUCCUCGUUGGAUAGCUCCGAACCGAGUGCUAAUCUGGUGAUUCUCAGUAGUUCUGAGAGUAGAGAUAUAAAAUCAAAAUUAUCGGAAAAUGGUUUUUCUUUUUUGGAAGCAGCUGGUGCUGGCUAUAAGCUGUUGACGAUAAUUCUGGGUCAGGCAGAUGCUUACAUUUUAUCUAGCGGGUCAACUUUCAGAUGGGACACGUGCGCGCCUCAAGCAAUUCUCGAUUCCUUGAACGGGGGUGUGGUAGAUUUUGCAGAUUUUGUCAAAGCCGAUUCAUUGGGUCAUACGAAUCUCACGUACUUAACGGAAAAUGGUGAUUUCUCCAAUCGUGGAGGUCUCAUCGCUUACCGUAGCACGAAAAUACUGGAAUCUCUUAAACAGAUCUUAUCUAAAUAACCUGAGCUUUAAAAAAGUACCCCUAGAAGUUUUCACAGAUAUUAGAUACACCGGAAAAGGGGACAUUUUACCUUUUGGUACAUAUUGCUUCUAAAGUAAUUGUACAUAUUCACGUAUAUCUAGUCCACAAUUUAAUCAAAUGGGUUCAAAAAUAGUGAAUACUCCCCUACCCAGAGACGAUAUUUUAAUUACAAUGUAAUUUUCAUUUACAUUGACAUGACCAUUCAUUGCACUUAAUAAACUAGGUCUCAAUAUGUAUGUUACAAUUAUUGAUAAAAAUUUUAUCUUCUUAAUCGAAUAUAGAAACAUAUAAAUGAAGAGAAUUUACAUUCCUAAAAAAAUGAAAAAUAAAAAACCCACCGCCUGUACUUACAUUAUGUUCCAAACUGUGUACUUACAAAUCAUACACCUUAAUUUUUAAAUGAUUAUGAUAAGUGUUGGAAAGUUGUGAAAAAUUUUAUUAGCUGGAAUAUUUGUAUAUUAUAUCCAUGGUGAAAUGUAAUGAGAAUAUUGCAAUAAAAAAAUAAAAAAAUGAA
Messenger RNA from Athalia rosae (coleseed sawfly), 1792 nucleotides. It is a transcript of the gene Ipp, whose product is annotated as inositol polyphosphate 1-phosphatase. The transcript has 4 exons. The record is from RefSeq and is a predicted model, not a curated record. Lineage: Eukaryota; Metazoa; Arthropoda; Insecta; Hymenoptera; Athaliidae. Gene Ontology annotation, molecular function: inositol-1,4-bisphosphate 1-phosphatase activity. Bases 156 to 1256 code for a protein of 366 amino acids.